AUGAUUCUCUACGUUCCGUUCAAUUACUGCUUUUCUCUCAUUAUCAAGUCCUAUCAGACAAGGCAAAUGCAAAUGAAGGACAAUCGAGUCAAGUUCACAAAAGAGGUUCUACAUGGCAUUACUGUUGUGAAAAUGUAUGCAUGGGAGGAGGCGUUCGAGAAGGAAAUUCGCCGUCUCCGAACCGAAGAAGUGAAAAUGCUGAAGAAAGCUACUCUGCUUACACGCGUACUCCAAGCAGUGAACGCCGCUGCUCCAUUUCUGGUAGCCAUUGCAUGUUUCUCGUGGUUUGUGCUUUCUUCAUCGGACAAUAUCCUCAAUCCAUCAGUUGCAUUCGUCACGUUAACAAUAUUUAACCAACUUCGCCGUCCCAUGUCUGUCAUCGCCCCUGCUGUUCAAUUCAUUUCGAAGGCGAUCGUCUGUAGUAAACGAAUCAAUGACUUCUUGCGAGCUGACGAGCUUGUUCGACAAAGAGAGAGCGCGAAUGACGAAGAGCCUUCUAUUUUGCUAGACAACUGCUUCUUCUCAUGGGGCAAAGAAAAAGAGCAUCUCAAAGAUAUCACUUUGGAUGUACAGAAGGGAGAACUCCACGCGAUUGUUGGAUCGUUUGGCAGCGGAAAGUCUUCACUAUUAUCUGCAAUCCUCGGUGAAAUGACUCAGCUAGAUGGUGUAAGAAAGGUUUGCGGCUCGGUCGCUUAUGUGCCACAGACGCCAUGGAUACUCAAUCAUACGAUGCGGGGCAACAUCCUUUACGGCAUGGAUUACGAUAGGAACAGAUACGACAAG
Messenger RNA from Ostertagia ostertagi, 783 nucleotides. The record is from the annotation of a GenBank genome assembly. NCBI's taxonomy places the organism in Eukaryota, Metazoa, Nematoda, Chromadorea, Rhabditida, Trichostrongylidae.